Molecule: messenger RNA, 4770 nt
Organism: Penicillium argentinense
Lineage: Eukaryota; Fungi; Ascomycota; Eurotiomycetes; Eurotiales; Aspergillaceae
Product: non-ribosomal peptide synthetase
Exons: 4
Coding region: 1-4770 (1589 amino acids)
Biological process (GO): fatty acid metabolic process
Molecular function (GO): phosphopantetheine binding; medium-chain fatty acid-CoA ligase activity
Source: RefSeq, a predicted model, not a curated record
AUGGCGGGAUUGACAAGCAGUCCUGUUGCGGAACAGCUUCUGCGCCUCCGCAGUGAAGCAUCAAACCCGGACUCGCCCCGCCACCUCUCUGAGCUGCUAUCAUCACAUUACGGUCCCUGGCCUAUCCGACAACUCGUUCUCGCUUUCCAAGACAUUUAUAAGGCUCUCCCAGAGGCAUUGAAGGUAUCAGAUGAUGACACAAUUGGUGCUCUUCGUGCCAAGGUAAAAGUCGCCACACCGGACAUCGGCGAGCUGCUCGGGACUGACUCUCGGGCCGGCUUCAUCGAUGCCAACACCGGAAGGAAUAUCACACAUAAUGCCCUUCGCCAAUUUGUGAAAGGCUUCAACCUGCCAGUUGGAUACUCUCGCCAUGGCAAGCCGCGUAUUGCGGUCAUUCUGCCCAACGGCCCGUUGAUGGCCGUCGCAGUGCUCGCCUUCGCCAGCCGGUACACCAUGGUGCCAAUGGCAUCCAACACAGUGCCAGAGCAACUCCACAUGGACAUUGAGCAAGUCCAGGCUGAUGCAGUCGUGGCCCUGGAUGCUGAUUUGGAAAAGCUGAAGCUCGAUGAUGGCAGCCGUCCUGUAUUUGGCAUUGAACACCUCGAAGACUUGACAUUCCGAGUGGUUUCUUCACGACAUGCCUCUCGCUCAUCCGAGAUCCCUCCCAACACUGGGGAUGACAUCGCCAUCAUUCUCUUUACCAGUGGUACUAGCGGAAACAAAAAGCUCGUUCCCAUCACGAGCUACAAUCUGAUCGCUGGUACCAUGGCCACUAUCGAGUCUGUCGAGCUUGCCGAGGACGAUACAUGUCUCAACAUGAUGCCGCUCAACCAUGUUGGUGGUAUCAUUCGCAUCCAAAGCCCCCAUAUGACCCCGACCUGGUACUAUGCCACACCCACCAUGCACCAGAUGAUCCUUGGCGAAGCCCAGCACCGACCGGACGCCAUCAAGCAGAGUGCCAUCAAGUUCAUUUGCAACGCUGGCGCCGGUCUUCCACCGUCGCUUGCCAUGCAACUCCGUGAUACUUUCCACUGUGUCAUUCUCCCCAGUUAUGGUAUGACCGAAUGCAUGCCGAUUGCUGCGCCGCCCAAGGACUACUCGCUCGAUCGCCACGGCACAUCUGGUCGGAUUGUCGGACCUGAUGUGGCCAUCCUCAGCGAGUCUGGCAAGCCUGUCCCGCGCUUCGAGAUGCUGGGACAUAUCUGUGUUCGUGGCUCGCCCGCCUUCGAGGGAUAUCUGACCCCCGAUGGCCGGAUCGACAAGAGUGCCUUCAAUGAGUCGGGCUGGUUUGACACCGGUGAUCUGGGCUAUCUGGAUGCGGACAACUACCUGUACAUCACGGGACGCAGCAAGGAAGUCAUCAACCGCGGCGGUGAAAUUAUUUCUCCAGUAGAAGUCGAAGAUGCCCUGCUCACCACCGCCAAGAACCCCGACUCCCCUAUCUACGGCCGUGUCAUCGAGACUCUGGCCUUCUCGGUCCCCGACGAGGUCUUGCAGGAGGUCGUCGGUGUCGUGAUUGUCACUCCCCCUGGAACCACCCGGCCGGAUAUCCGCCAGCUGCAUGAAGCCCUACAGCCGAUCAUCCACCAGCCCAAGUGGCCCGCCCUGGUGGUCUACAUGGAUCGCGUCCCCAAGUCCAACAACAAGAUCCAGCGUAUCAAGCUGGCUCAGCGUCUGUCCUUGGAGACCCUGACUCCCACUACACCGUUGGCCGAUCGUCAUUACGAGGCGAUCUGCCCGCCCAACGGCACGCCGCUCAGUGCUUCCAUCUCGAAGAACGCUUGCCAAAUCGAUGACAACAUUAUCCGCUCCACCGUGUCAGGCAUGACAAACAAGUCCCAGGUACAUGUCCAACGGAACCCCCGCGAUGGGUUCGCGCAAGCGGUGCUGUUCGAACAGAGACCUGAUGACUACCAACCGGCCCCCAGCGACCUCUACACCCAGCUGGACGGGUAUCUGAUUCCCAGUCGUAUCUUUGCUCUCAGGGAUUCCAUGCCCCUGGACUUCUACGGGAAGCCCGACCAGACUGCCAUUGACGAAGCUAUUAAGGCGCUCAACUCGGAUGGCGAUCUGACACCUACUCAGCGCUGCGUGCGGGAGACUUUCGCCGGUGCCUUGUCUUGUGCACCCGAGGAGAUCUCGUCGUCAACUGACUUUUUCGCCGUGGGCGGUGAUAGUCUCAGCGCGGGCCGUUUGGUAUCUCAGCUCCGUCGUGAAUUUGGCAUAUUCCUGGCUGGAGAUAUUCUCUUCCAUCACAGUUCUGUCGGCGAGGUGGAGCAUCAGAUCGAUGCAGCCCUGAAAGUGAAGGCUGCCAAGGGCGACGAGGGGGAGGUCGAGCUGCCUGGCUGCGAGAAGACAUAUAGCAGCACAAACCCCAUCGUGCUGUUUUUCCACCUGUUCCCGAUCACGUUCUUCUUCCCCAUGAAGCGGGCGUUCCAAUGGCUGAUCUUUGCGUACGUGAUGGCGGAAUGCUCGAUCCGAUUCCCCAUUCGUGAUGUGUUGAUCGGUCGCCUGGUCUUGAUUGUUCUGGCUGUCCUGUCGGCCCGUAUUAGUAGCCAUAUUGUGUCUCCGUUCUGCGGUAUCAUCUUCAAAUGGCUUGUGAUCGGUCGCUACAAGGAAGGCAUUUUCCCCAUGUGGGGCCCAUACCAUACGCGCUGGUGGUUGACCCAGAAAGCAUUGCAGGUGUGCGGAAAGGGUAUCUUUAACCACUACAACUGGUCUCGUGUGCUGUUCUAUCGACUUCUCGGUGCUAGGAUUGGCAAGAAUGUCUCUCUGCCCCCAUCCGCCAAGCUCGGUGAGUACGAUUUGAUCGAGAUUGGUGACGAUGUCAUCCUGGAUACUUGUCAAUGCCGCCCGUUCGCCGUGGAGCGCAACACGUCGAUGCUCCUGAAGCGCAUUCGGAUUGGAAAGAACUCGUCUGUUGGUCUGAAAUCCAUCGUCGCCCCCGGUGCCGACAUUCCGGAGAACACCUGCAUCGGGCCCAACUCGUCCAGCUGGGAGCUUCAGGACGCCGAUGAGUCAAACCGUGACUUGAUCACUUCGCGCAUCCCCAAGCCACACUGGAUCUGGAGCCUCCUUAUUGUCGAGCCCAUCCGAAUUCUGGUCUGGGUUGCUGCUCGUCUCACCUGGAUGGGUGGUCUGGUGCCGAUGGUCCGUCAAUUCCCCACUCCGUCCGCUGACAUGUUUUUCGCGACACUCGAGUGGUAUACCAGCGGUCAGCGAAUUGGUUUGCAUAUCGCUGCUCGUAUCUGCCGUGCGAUUGGCGGUCCGAUUGUCCUGUUCAUUUCUGUUCUGAUCAUCAAGACGCUUUUGGACAUCAUCUGUGGCAAGCCAAAGCCAGGUCCGGCUUCCAAGCAGACUACUCUUCAGAAGGUGCGAACGGCGGUCUUGGCCGAGAUUCUCCCCCAUGGAGAUAUCCACGAGCUCACCCGUCUGGUUGGUCGUCACUACGAACUUGUGUCGAUGGCCAUCCGUCUUCUAGGCGGCAAGGUCGGCAAGCGGAUUUACUGGCCCAGUGUCGGUCCUGCACUCCCCGAUUUUGAUCUGAUCGAGGUUGGCAACGAUGUCGUCUUUGGCUCUCGCUCGAGCAUCAUCACUUCGGAUGGCUAUGGUCGCGACCGUGUUGUGAUCGGUGAUGGAACUAUGGUAGGUGACCGUAUCGUCGCCCUCCCUGGUGUCACCAUCGGUCGCGAAGCCAUGAUCGGCUCUGGAGCUCUGCUUCGUCGCAAUGGCGAUUACCCAUCCAACACCAUCUGGACUGGUAGCAAGGGUGGUGAUGCGGUGCAAUUCCCAACUUCUUCUUCGAUCCCCACCUCGACCGCUCCCACUGUCGUCGGAAGCAGUAGUAGCAGCACCAACGCUGGCAGUGACGACGAGAAGCGUUUUGAAGAGAAAGACUUCGAGAAGAAGUCCCCCAUUGGCGACAAGAAUGCCAUGUUCUCCCAAGUCACGGAGAAGGAUACCUGCAAGCCUUUCGGUCGCGCGUUCUAUCGUCACGAGGCCAACUAUUAUGUUCUCCGCAUUUGGCAGAUCGUCAUCUACUCGGUUCUCUCUGUUGUGGUUGUUACGAUCUACUGGCUUCUCACUGUCGUGUUCUCCCUUCUGUCUCUCCGUGCUGCGAUGACUCACAGCGAUGCCAUCGGAUUUACGCAGGGUCCCUGGCGCCCUUUCGUUUUGUACGGUGUGCUCGCAUCCAUUCUAUCCGGAAUCAGCUGCGUUCAGUCAUUCAUCGCGCUUGGAGUCGUCAUUGGCGUCAAGUGGAUGGUCAUGGGCCGUCGCAAGGAAGGCCAAUUCCACUGGGACAAGAGCAGCUACAACCAGCGCUGGCAAUUUCUGCUUUCCUGCGAGACUAUCAUCAAGGACUGCUAUGGAGGUGCUGGUCUUCUGCCCAUGAUCACCGGCUCAGCCUACCUCAGCUGGUACUACCGCCUCCUUGGUGCCGACAUUGGAAAGGAUUGCGCGAUCCACGCCAACGGCACGCCCAACGUCUACUUCACUGAGCCUGACCUUCUCACCCUUGGUGAGCGCGUUGCGGUCGACGACUGCAGUUUGGUCUGCCACUUGAACUCCCGAGGCGAGUUCGAGCUGCACACCUUGAAGGUUGGCGACCGAAGUAUCAUGCGCGCUGGAUCGCGUCUGAUGUCCGGUGCUUCGAUGGGCCAGGAUGCCUGCCUCUUGGAACAUACUCUUGUUCUGUCCGGUGACCAUGUGGAGGAUGGGGAUACUCUUCAGGGCUGGCCCGCUGAAGGCUUUGAGGGCAAGCGAGUUUAG